CUGAACUUGCAACAUCGCACUGAUCACCACCACACCUUCCCUUCAACACCCACACUCACACCCUGCAAGCCUGCAAUGGUUUUGCAGCCCCAAUGGAGCCACUGAUUGCCUCACCCCAUCGCGAUGGCUCGCCAGCUGUGGCUGCGCCUGCCUUCAUCCCAGUCAAGAUAUCUGCCUCUGGCGCCCUCGUCCUCGACCCAGGUCAGACCCAGGAUGCCUACAUGAAGCGGCUCCAGAAGCUGGUGCACAGCAGUGAGACGCUGGAGAAGGCUGGUUACGUGGUGCAACCCUUGACACAGUUCGAGCUUGGUCAGAAGAAGAAGUGCGCGAGAUGCCACAAAUUCGUCUUCAAGAAGGCGUUCAAGCAUACCCUCGAUGGAGAGCCAAAGCAAGGCAGCGGUGCUGUUGUCGCAUCUUCGUCCACGGACGCCGUUGGCAACGCGGCCAGUCGCGGCGGCCGUUCCAAACAGCCUCCUGCGAACGGAUCCAAGAACGGAUCCAAGAAGGACUGCAGGUACCACAGCGGACACUUCAAUGGUCGCACUUGGGGCUGUUGCGGUGGCGGUGCAUGGAACCAGCCGUGCACGACUGCCGACGAUCAUGAGGUUGUUGAAUACAAGCCAGGAGAACUGGAAGGCCAGUAUCGGUACCAUCGUACUCCUGCUGAAGCGCCUGGAUCUGCUGUCCGCCGGGCAGUGGCGAUUGAUUGUGAGAUGGGAACCAGCAUUCGCAACGAGUCUAUUUGCAUCCGAGUCAGCGCCGUCGAUUACUUCACCGCCGAGGUGCUUGUCGACCAGCUGGUCUUCCCCGAUGAGAAAAUCCUCAACUACAACACUCGCUUCUCUGGCGUCACUUUUAAGCAGAUGAUGCAGGCCAAGUCGAAGGGUGACUGUCUGCUGGGCAUUGCAGCCGCUAGGCGAGCCCUCUGGAACUUUGUUGGACCGGACACUAUCGUGGUCGCCCAUUCCGGCCAGAAUGACCUGACCUGCCUUCGCUGGAUUCACGCCAAGAUUGUCGAUACUUUCCUGGUGGAGGCGUCUCCUGUAAUGAAGCUGGAGAAAGAGGCCCGCGAAGAGGCUGCCAGGCAAAAGGAACUUGCGGAGAAACUGCUCCAAGAGGCUGCGGCGAAGGAGCAGAGUGUUCCGGCAGAAACCAACUCCGGCCAGACGGUGAGGACUCAGAAACAGCCAGGUCAUCAGAAGCCAGCUGAGAAGCCCGCUGAGAAGCCCAAGAGGAAGGGCAGGGGUGGUUCUGGUCGAUUUUCCCUGAAGACAUUGACGAAGGAGCGCAUCGGCAAGGACAUCCAAACCGGCAGGGAGGGACAUGACAGCGUUAAGGACGCUGUUGCCACCAGAGAUGUUGCCCAUUGGAAUGUCCUCAAUUUUGGCCACGGCUUUUACGAGAUUGAGACUCCCUCGUCCUAGAUGGCUGGCAAAAGACAUGGGCAUGUGCAUGAAGAGGGCAUGGCCAUUUUGAGCGAUUUCGGAUUUUUGUUCAUCUUUACGCUACCCAGGUACUUUGAUUUCCCAAGUAAGCCUGCUUACGGCACUGGCAAUGUUUUUUGUUUGAUAUCCGGUUUGCUUUUCAAUCUUCACUGCGCCUUCUCAAAAGCAUUGUUUGCUACGGUCAAUGUGACCAGGUUCAUAGGGAAGGAAAAUAAAAGAAAAAGGGCCGGGGGUGGACAUUGGAGACGGAAUACAUUCCGAGGAGAAGUUGUUGUUGGCCUCUCUCCACCUCGAAACGCCAACCUUGGAAGGUUCUCGGACUUAAGAGUACUGAAUACGGUGGCGAUUUCUGUCACUGC
This is a messenger RNA of Diaporthe batatas, 1804 nucleotides long. RefSeq lists its product as uncharacterized. Gene Ontology annotation, biological process: ribosomal large subunit assembly; rRNA processing. Bases 93 to 1424 code for a protein of 443 amino acids. The record is from RefSeq and is a predicted model, not a curated record. The transcript is spliced from 4 exons. Lineage: Eukaryota; Fungi; Ascomycota; Sordariomycetes; Diaporthales; Diaporthaceae. Gene Ontology annotation, cellular component: nucleus. Gene Ontology annotation, molecular function: exonuclease activity; nucleic acid binding.